GGGAGAAAGCAACAGAGCAAUGGCCAUUGUAUUGAGAGGAAGAGAUGAACAGAUGGAACAACAAGAAGACGACCUCUCUUCUUCUUCCUCUUUCUGCUCCAUGAGGCAGUGCAGGAUUUGCCAUGAGGAGGAGGAGGAGUGGUGUGCGGCAAUGGAGUCACCUUGCGCAUGCUCCGGCUCUCUCAAGUUUGCUCACAGGGGAUGUGUGCAGAGGUGGUGUGAUGAGAAGGGGAGCACCCUCUGUGAGAUUUGUCUUCAGAGAUUCGAGCCAGCCUACACAAUCCCUCCCAAGAAAGCUCCGGUUGUCGAAGUGCUUGUUACUGUCAGCGAUUAUGAGGAGGAUGAUGAACAUCAAGGAAUGCCAUACGCGGCAUCCGACGGGGCAAUGGACGGCUCGGAUCGUGCCUAUUUCUCCAGGUGCCAGUCUCUGACGAUAACGUUUACCAUUAUACUGCUCGUGUGGCAUCUCAUUGCCGUGGUGACAAUCGAAGCCGCGGAGCACUGCGCGUUCAGCCUCCUCACGAUGUACUUCCUUCGGGCUGCUGGGAUCUUGCUGCCGUUCUACGCUGUCAUGAGGGUGAUCGGCAUGAUUCAACACGGGCGGCUCCAGUAUCGGUUGCAGCUGCUACAGGAGCAAGGAAGAAGGAAUGCAUCAAACAUGCACAGUAGGCGCAGCCAGGAGCAGCAGCAGCAGCUUGUAAUUAAUGUUCACUGAACAAUGUACAUAGUGUAUUGCAAGCGGGGAAUGUUCAACCAGAACAUCAUUUGUAAACUAUUCAUAUAAAUAUUUAUAUAGUAAAGUUGUACAGCA
Messenger RNA from Lolium rigidum, 811 nucleotides. RefSeq lists its product as uncharacterized. The record is from RefSeq and is a predicted model, not a curated record. Lineage: Eukaryota; Viridiplantae; Streptophyta; Magnoliopsida; Poales; Poaceae. The transcript is spliced from 7 exons. Gene Ontology annotation, molecular function: zinc ion binding; ubiquitin-protein transferase activity. Bases 20 to 715 code for a protein of 231 amino acids. Gene Ontology annotation, cellular component: membrane. Gene Ontology annotation, biological process: protein ubiquitination.